AUGCCUGCCGCUAAAGCACCAAAGCCUUUUGGUAUUGCCUUCGUUCAUGGAGGCUUUCAUCUACCCUCCUGUUUCGACCUGGCAAAGAACCGUCUAGAGGCAAUCGGGUUUUCCCCUGUCGUUGGUGUUCGCCUCCCCAGCGUCGGAACCGACCCGAGGGUGACAGUUGAAGACGACGCUCGCAGCAUCCAGACAGCGCUGGACCCGUAUUUGGAGCAGGGCAUUGAGUUUCUUGCCCUAGCGCACUCGUAUGGCGGCACGCCACUGACAGUCGCAAGCAAGGGGUACUCCGUAAACGAGAGAGCUGCACAGACGGGGAAGAAGAGGGGGGGGAUCCGAGCUGUUGUUUAUAUAACGGCCAACAUGCCUCCCCAAAAGGGAGCAAGUGCGUUGAGUGUCAUGCCUCCGGGCCUGGAUAUUGUCGAUGUAGUGGACGGUCUGGUAACUGCCAAUCAGAAGGCCAAGGCGGCUUUUUACGGACCCGAUAUGCCGGACGAGCUUGCAGACGAAUGUAUGGCGGCUUUGUUACCGCAGUCGCAGAAUGCUCUGUUCGGUCCCUCCCCUAUCGGGCUGGAGGAUCUGACUAUUCCGGCUUACUACAUUCUCUGCGAAAAAGACCAGACCAUUCCCCCUGCGAUACAGGAACAGAUCAUAUCUACUAUCCCAACGCUUAAGCGGGUACUGCGCAACCCUGGUGGCCACGCCGCCUUUAUUACUGAAGUUGAAAAGUUUGUGGAGCAGAUCAAUGAGAUUGCGGAUGAGGUUGAAGAAGAGGAACUUAGCAAGGAAUAG
Colletotrichum truncatum is the source of this 792-nucleotide messenger RNA. RefSeq lists its product as uncharacterized. NCBI's taxonomy places the organism in Eukaryota, Fungi, Ascomycota, Sordariomycetes, Glomerellales, Glomerellaceae. The record is from RefSeq and is a predicted model, not a curated record.